CAUGGGGGCAAUUCACUCGGGAGGAUCAGUCCUCUCGCUUGCUACCAGAACAAUCCCGGUUACAGAGAGAAUAGUGUCUCGAAGAGAAAGUAAGGAAAGGGAGUGGGUAGCGUGAGCACACCCUAGAGCUUCACCGGAAUUGACAAUGGCGCCAACUUCCUCGGAGGAGGAUGAAGAAGCAAGCUCCGGGGGAGCUAUCCUUGCCACUUCACCAUCUCGGUGUCGCAAUAAAGCUGAGAGAAUGUGGUUGGUUUACACCGAGCGUCGUCGGGAUGCGAUGAGUUUGCUGAUCUUGUUGAGGUUGGUAGAAGGGGAUCGAUGGAUAGUUGCUUCGUUUCUUGAGCAAUUGCCCCCACGCGGUGAAGUCUCCCUACCAAUCUGGUUAGUUGUGACGAGAGUGGAGUGUUCUGUGGGACCACCUAGAGUCCGAUAUUUGAGACGCAUCAUCAAUGAGGUGCCGGUGUGCGUUUGCCUGCUUUGACUCGGAGUUGCUUUCGGAGACUCUGGUGUAGACUUUUCUUUCGGGGCGCCCCUCAAUCACCUCAAAUUUGGAAGGAUUAAAGGCAGGUUGAUUCUGACGAUCCUAAGUGUUUUAGGCGUUUUGAGAAUUUGGCAGUGGGACUUCAUAGAUUAGUCACAGGUCAAUAGACACGGGAGGUAGUUCCGGAGAAACAUGGCAGGAAAAAUUAGAGUGAGUCAGCUGCUCAUCGCGUUCAUGAUAAUUGUAUUUGUCGGCCUGCCAUAUUUCCUUGAAUUUGAGAAUUUAUCAGUCCAGAACCUUCAAUCCAUGAUUUCAAAUUCCAGUACCUCGUCUCUACGAUGCAACGACUCAAUCAAGCUGGCGAAUUUUCUCACGGAAGGGGAGUUGAAGGAGUUACGAAGCAUUUUCGCUCGAGCCUCCAUGCCGAACAAAACAGUCAUUAUAACGACUCUGAAUGAGGCAUGGGCAGCAGAGGGUACCAUGAUAGACCUCUUCCUUCUUAGCUUCCGCCGCGGGGAGAAUAUCACCCAUUUGCUUAACCACGUGGUGAUCGUCACACUGGACCAGAAGGCUCAUGAACGAUGUGUGCAUCUGCAUCCUCACUGCUUCAGAUUACGGACAGAUGGAGUUGAUUAUUCUGCGGAGAAGAAAUUUAUGACCGAGGAUUACCUGAAGAUGAUGUGGAGGAGGAUCGAGUUCCUUGCGGGUGUGCUUGAGAUGGGAUACAGCUUUGUUUUCUCAGACGCAGACAUUCUCUGGUUUCGUGACCCCUUCGCUAUUUUUUCCGAUGACAAAGAUUUUCAAAUUGCAUGUGACAAGUACUCCGGCGGUUCUUCUGAUGUGAUGACGAAUGCACCAAAUGGAGGGUUUGUUUACGUUCGCUCUAGCAAACAGACCAUUGCAAUGUAUAGGUAUUGGUAUGCAGCCAGAUUGAGAGUCCCUGGAAAACAUGACCAGGACGUCCUAGGCAUUGUCCUUCGGGAGCAAUGUUUUGAGCGAUUGGGAGUCAAGAUUCGAUUUCUGGAGACACUUUACUUUUCAGGCUUCUGUCAGGUAAGCAAGGACAUCAAACAGGUGGUUACCAUGCACGCGAACUGUUGCAAAGGCGGCCUAAUCAAUAAACUCACGGAUCUCCAACUUGCGCUUGAUGAUUGGCGCGUUCAUAAUGGUUUAAAGCCCUUUACGCGUGAUGAAAGACCCAGGAUUGUUGAGAAUUGGAGGGUUCCUUUUUCAUGUCGUCGUCCAAAGCGAUCAUGGUGGAGAUUAUUCUCACGUAAUUUGUAGAAUAUGUGUAGAAUUUCGUUGAUUUAGCUCUAUCUGAAAUGCAAGAUUAAUCCGGAAAUCCAUCAAAAUAAUGUGGUUUUUUUUUAAAACAUAUACACACAUAUGAUUCAUGCUCCUCAGGGGUUUUGUUA
Molecule: messenger RNA, 1896 nt
Organism: Physcomitrium patens
Lineage: Eukaryota; Viridiplantae; Streptophyta; Bryopsida; Funariales; Funariaceae
Source: RefSeq, a predicted model, not a curated record